AUGACAGCGACAAAGGCCGACCCGAAAUUCAUUUAUAUUCCGGCCAAUGAUCUUGUGAUGGAUAAGUGUAUUGGCAGUGGUGGCUUUGGCGAUGUUUAUCGUGGAACUUGGGUGAGUCGUCAUUUUCAGGUGGCAAUAAAGGUGUUUCGUGUGAGCGCACUCGAAAUCGAGCAAAAAAAACAAGAAAUCAUGCGAGAACUAUUAGCAAUGCAUUGUAUUCGAUUCGAUCAUGUGUUAAAUGUGUUCGGUGCUUGUUGGGAACCCAACUUUCACGCACUUGUCGUUGAAUACAUGGCUCUUGGCUCUGUUUAUGACAUUCUUCAAAAUGAUGAUAUUCAAUUGUCCUGGUUCGAUCGAUGGUCGAUCAUCAAUCAAAUGACCAAAGGUAUUAACCAUUUGCAUCAACUCGAACCUAUUCCAAUUAUUCAUCGCGACAUUAAAUCCCUCAAUUUCUUGAUGAACUGGGGCCAACAGAACGAUAGUAAUCGAUUCAUUGUCAAAGUAGGAGAUUUCGGCCUGGCCAAGUUUCGGUCGGAGACAGCUUCUCAGUCGAUGAAUGAUAGCGUGGUUGGAACACUACCUUGGAUGGCACCAGAACUCUUCGACUCUGAAAAAAAACAUACAAAGGCGAGCGACGUGUAUGCGCUAGGCGUGUGCUUUUGGGAAGUUGCAACACGAUGUAUUCCAUACCGAGGAAUGAACUUGCCGAGCGCUUUACUGAGAGUCCAUCUUGGACAACGAUUAGAGGUACCAUCGGGUGUACCAGAAGAUUUUGAAGCCGUUAUUCAAACUUCAUGGGCUCAUGAUCCUAAAGAACGGCCCACGUGCCGCUCAUUGCUUGAAAAGAUCGAAACUGGUAUGAUGGCUGUAUCAUCUUCGAAAUUAGGGUAG
Rotaria sp. Silwood2 is the source of this 891-nucleotide messenger RNA. The record is from the annotation of a GenBank genome assembly. NCBI's taxonomy places the organism in Eukaryota, Metazoa, Rotifera, Eurotatoria, Philodinida, Philodinidae.